Molecule: messenger RNA, 2417 nt
Organism: Rhinichthys klamathensis goyatoka
Lineage: Eukaryota; Metazoa; Chordata; Actinopteri; Cypriniformes; Leuciscidae
Exons: 4
Coding region: 22-1677 (551 amino acids)
Biological process (GO): bicellular tight junction assembly; cell adhesion
Cellular component (GO): plasma membrane; bicellular tight junction
Molecular function (GO): structural molecule activity
Source: RefSeq, a predicted model, not a curated record
UACUUUACACACAAGAAAGUAAUGGCAUCUGCUGGGCUUCAGAUUUUGGCCACUGCCCUCGCUGUUAUCGGCUGGUUGGGAGAAAUCAUUAUCUGCGCGCUCCCCAUGUGGAAGGUGAGUGCGUUUAUUGGCAACAACAUCGUGACCGCACAGAUCUUCUGGGAAGGCCUUUGGAUGAACUGCGUGCAGCAGAGCACGGGUCAGAUGCAGUGCAAAGUCUACGACUCCAUGCUGGCGCUACCGCAAGAUCUCCAGGCCGCUCGAGCUCUGGUUAUCAUCUCCAUCCUCGUGACGUUCCUGGGAAUUCUUCUGGCCGUCGCUGGAGGCAAGUGCACCAACUGCAUUGAAGACCGGGACGCAAAGACCAAAGUUGGGAUCGCGGCCGGGGUUUUCUUUCUGGUUGGUGGUGUUCUCUGCCUUAUCCCGGUCUGCUGGUGCGCGCACACCGUCAUCCGAGACUUCUACAACCCCAUUGUGCCUGAGGCCCAGAAGGGUACUAUCCUAGUGUGUGCAUUGCCUAUGUGGAAAGUGACGGCCUUCGUGGGAGCAAACAUCGUGACAGCACAGGUUUUCUGGGAAGGCUUGUGGAUGGUCUGCGUCCUGCAGAGCACCGGUCACAUGCAGUGCAAAGCGUUUGACUCCGUCCUGGCUCUGACUCAAGAUCUCCAGGCAGCUCGAGCUUUGAUUUGUGCCUCCAUCGCUGUCAGUGUGGUUGCCAUUGGACUGUCGGUUGUUGGGGCCAAUUGCACAACCUUUUACAGAGAAGAGCGGCUUAAAAAGACCAACAUUGGAAUAGCAGCUGGUGCUGUCUAUAUAGUUGCAGGUGUAACCUGCCUUGUUGCUGUCAGCUGGUCGGCGUAUGUCACUAUUGUGGACUUCUAUAAUCCUCAAGCAAUAGCAGGGAGAAAAGGAGAGCUGGGAGCUUCCAUCUAUGUCGGAUGGGUGGCCGGUGUUCUGCUGAUUGUAGGUGGAGGGCUGCUCAUCAGCACAUACUCCAACAGAUUUUCACAUGGAAUGGUUAUUUUACUUGGAAUUAAGAGAAACAUGGUGUCCGCAGGACUUCAAAUCUUGGGCAUAUGCCUGGCUAUGAUCGGCUUCUUGGGAAGCAUCGUCAUCUGUGGCUUGCCCAACUGGAAGGUGACAGCAUUCAUUGGAGCCAACAUUGUGACCUCGCAGACCAUCUGGGAAGGUUUAUGGAUGAACUGUGUGGUUCAGAGCACAGGACAGAUGCAGUGUAAGGUCUAUGAUUCUCUGCUGGCACUUCCUCAAGAUCUGCAGGGCGCCAGAGCCUUGGUGAUCAUCGCCAUCAUCGCUGGGGUGUUUGGAGUCCUCCUGUGCAUCGUGGGAGGAAAGUGCACCAACUUCGUGGAAGACGAGGCGUCUAAAGCGAAGGUCGCCAUUGCCAGCGGUGUUAUUUUCAUCAUCGCUGGAAUUCUUGUCCUCAUUCCCGUCUGCUGGACUGCGAAUACCAUAAUCAGGGACUUCUACAACCCUCUGUUGAUGGACAGCCAGAGGAGGGAGCUCGGGGAAUCGCUUUACAUUGGCUGGGCUUCAGCCGGCUUGCUUUUCCUGGGUGGAGGUCUCCUCUGCAGCUCUUGCCCACCGAGUGAGGAUGUUCCCAGUAAUGUGAAGUAUUCUCAAGCUAGGUCUGUGGACAGCAGCAAAGCUUAUGUAUAAAAAAUGUGAGAUCAACUAAACAAAAACUGUUGAAGAGGAACUCAUUUACAUACAAAUUUCAAAUGUAAUUUCUUCAAAUGAAUGAAGCUUAAUGAAGUAUUGGAAUGUCCAUUGCCACAAAAUAUUAAUGCAUUAUACGUGUUCAUAUUUUUUCAUUGUAUAUUAAUUCAAGAAAUGCAUGUGCAAUGUUGCACAAAGUUUGGCUACUGAAACCAUUAGGGUUAUGCGCACAAAGGUAAAAUUGAUUUAAAAAUGCAGUAAAACAGUAAUAUUGUGAAAUAUCAUUACAUUUUAAAAUAACCGUUUUCUAAACUAAAUCUAUUUUAUCAAUUGAAAACCGAUGAUGUGUUCAAUAGUUUUGUGGAAACCAUGAUACUUUUUUCAGCAUUCUGUGAUGAAAAGAAUAGCAUUUAUUUCAAAUGGAUUUUUUUUUUUUGCAACAAUGUGAAAGUCUUUACAGUCACUUUUGAUCAAUUUAAUGCAUCUUAAUAAAAAAAUUGUACUGAUCCCAAACUUUUGAACAGUAGUGUAAUAAUAUACUCAAUAUAUUUUUUCAUUUCAUUAUUCUAUAUUAAAAUGUACAUAUCAAGCAUGCUUUGUAGCUAAUCUGUUCUUUAUAUGCAGUCAUCAAACUACGUCAUUAUCCAGAAAGUUAUUUUCAUAGUUUUACAUCAUAUUAUAGUUGGUAACCAUUAUCCAUAUGACAUGUAGCAAUGUGUAAUUAAUAAAAAAUAUUACUG